Molecule: messenger RNA, 513 nt
Organism: Wyeomyia smithii (pitcher-plant mosquito)
Lineage: Eukaryota; Metazoa; Arthropoda; Insecta; Diptera; Culicidae
Product: perlucin-like
Exons: 2
Coding region: 7-477 (156 amino acids)
Source: RefSeq, a predicted model, not a curated record
GCGAAGAUGCCCAAAGUAACCAGUUGCCUAGUGUUCAUUGGUCUGCUGGCGUAUAGUUAUGGCCUGAAUUUAAAGUGUGCCUCAGGCUUUCAAUAUUACAUUCCACCUGUUGCGGGUAACUGGUUUCAAGCGACAGAAUAUUGCAACUCAAUCGGAAUGCGUUUGGCUGUCAUUACAAAUGCUCAAGAAAAUGAUAAUGUGAUUGCGUUUGUCGAAGCUGACAGCAGGAAUAUUCCCGUUGUAUGGAUCGGCGGAAAUGAUUAUGGCGAGGAAGGAGAAUUUUACUGGCAACCUACGGGGGUGAAGUUCAGCUACACUUCUUGGUCAUCGGGACAGCCGGAUAAUGCUGGAGGCAAUGAGAACUGUGUGGAAACCAAGUCGGCUUAUGGCUGGAAAUGGAAUGAUGCAAAAUGCCAUCUUGUACAGCAUUUUGUGUGUGAAAAUGUUGAUUCUAAAAAAGUGGUAGUUUUAUUUUAGAUUCUGUUCAUAUAACAGCUUCUUGAAUAUGUUGAU